Molecule: messenger RNA, 2196 nt
Organism: Symbiodinium sp. CCMP2592
Lineage: Eukaryota; Dinophyceae; Suessiales; Symbiodiniaceae
Source: the annotation of a GenBank genome assembly
AUGUUUGCCGUCCGCAAGGUCUGGAUCUUGGCGCUGGCCGGUCUUGCUGCGCUGGUAAUCUACCUUUGGCCCCUGGUCCAAUGGCAGAGAGAUCGGCAGAAGCGUGGUCAAGAGGAGGCCUCGGCUCUUCAGAGAGCGCGGCUCGCCAAGUUCUGCUCCGCAGAACCAGAGCCCACGCCGCGGCGUCGGAGCCCUUCGCGCGACCGGGGCUCCGGAUCCGGCGGUGGAGGGAGCUCCUUGAAGGAGUUUGCGGUGCCGCCUGUGGCCGCGGGUCGUGGCACCGGGACCGAGAUCUUGGCUGAGGCGGAAUUGCAGGAGGACGUGCACCAGGACGUGCAGCAGGAGUUGCAGUCUGACUCCUCCCCAGACGCCUUCGAGUAUCCAGCAGCUCCGCAGGAGGAGGCAACGGGCCACGAGCCGUCGACCCCCAAAGAGCGCUCGGAGGGGGAGCCGUCCGAGGCGCACAGUGGAGGUCAACCAGAAGCGAGCGAUAAGGAAGAGGCCGACGAAGACGACUUCCCCUGGCAGCCUACGGAAGCCGUUCCCCCCGUCUUCCAGGCUGCCAGCAGCCGGCGGAGCCUGGCCCAGGCCUUGGACGCCGCCGCGUCGGAGGAGCCCGGGGAGGCGCCUGGGGCAGUGAUGGACGAGCUCCUGGCGCACCUGGAGGAGUCGCUGGUGCAGGUGGCUUUGUCUCAGAGCCACGCGGUGCUCCUGCGGCGCGCCGAGCUCCAUGCGCUGACGCUGCUUGGGGCCGGCCGGGACUUCCUGCUGAGGUCUUUGCGCGGCAGCGCCGGCCGUCAGCGCCUCGAAAGCCUUUUCGGUGGUGACUGCGCCCGCAUCUCGCGAUUGCGGGCCGUGCUCGAAUCGCUUCCGCUCUCCGCCGGACGUGCGGCCGACGCGCGCCUGAAAGCGUGCAGCGAUGCUUGCGACGCCGUGGAGAGCGUUCUCCGAGAUUUAGGUCUGCAGGAGACGCUCCGCUCCGCGCAGCAGCAGAAGAAAGCUGCCUUGCAAGAGACGCUGGAGCAGAAGAGACUGGAGGAGGAGGCGCUUCGAAAACAGCGCCGGGAGGAAGCGCGGUCGCUGUGGAGGCUGCAGCAGGAGGAGCGUCGUGCGCUUGAAAAGGCCCUGGAAGGCCAGCACGAGGUCGAGACAGUACAGCGCCUCGAAGGGAAUCAGGGCGCGGAAGCCUUGAAGCCUGACUUUGCCGCACGUGAUCCCAGCAUGCUCAACUGGUUUUUGGACUAUGCAGAGGGCUUACUUUGCGAUGUACUUUGCUUCCUGGACGGGAUUUCCCUGGCGCGUUUUGAAAUGGCCGGUCGGUGGCCCCUCCGGCUCUACAGCACGAGCCUCCCCGGGGUUUGGCGUUUCGUUCAUUUGUGCAGCUUGGGCGGCCGACCCCCGCGAACCCUCAGCCGGGCGCCGCAGCCCAAGGGGCGAGGACGAAGCGGGGCCUGGAAGCAGUACUGGCUGGGUCGGCGAUUGCUUCUCCGUGAGUCAGACGGUGCGCAGCGGCAGAUUGCCUUUGAGCAAGCGCGGCUGCUGCUGACCGCCAAUGCUCACGCGGUGGUGCAGCCGAUGAAGCCCAACCCACGGCUGCUGCGGAGAAUCAUCGCCUACUGCCUCCCGCCCGGCUUCACCCAGGAUCCGCGUUUCGGGCCUAUGGAAGAGAGGUGGUGCACUCACUUGAUGGUGGGGGUGGAGUCCAUGGUGACGCACGCCAAUGGGGUGCAGACGAAUUACGAGCAGUUCUACAUGUCUUGGUCCGUCUGCUUCUCCGCUGCGCAAGGCCUGCCGAGGCUCUUCCUGGCCUCCGCGCGCUACAGCGAGCAGGACACUUGGGAGGUGGACCUCGCUGACUGCCGGCUGCCACCCAGAGCGCCUAUGGCCUGGGCCGCGGCAGCCCAGGAGAUCCACGAGCUCCGGGCGGCCGGCCGGGAUGUAAGUGCCGGGCUCUGCGAUGCUCGGGAGCUCUGUUCCGUGCGGUUCCAAGGACCCCAGUGGCGCCGCGGAUGCAGCAGUAAAGGCAGAUCCAGUCUGUGCAGCUUGCACCGGCAGCCGAUUGGGGCCUCCUACACAAGGAGGUAUUCGGCGCAGCCCUGGGGCCCAGUGGUCCCGGCAGCUGUGUUCGGCUGCUCCUGGCGCUCACCUGCCCAAAUCCGUUUGCGCAGGAGCCGGCGAAGUUGGAGCUCGCGCUGA